AUGGGGCCACGUCUUCUGGGAUGCUUUCCUCUCCUACUGCUGCUGGGACUAUGGUGGUCAGUGUGUCCACUUUGUGCUUUGCCUAAGCAUCUCACCAAGGCUCACUGGUUUGAAAUUCAGCAUAUACAGCCAAGGCUUCUCCAGUGCAACAAGGCAAUGAGCAGUGUCAAUAAUUAUACUCGGCACUGUAAGCCUCAAAACACCUUUCUGCACAGCUCCUUCCAGGACGUGGCUGCUGUCUGUGAUUUGCCCCACAUCGUCUGUAAGAAUGGGCAGCACAACUGCCACCAGAGUCCGAAGCCUGUUAACCUGACUCAGUGCAAUUUCACUGCGGGGAAGUAUCCUGACUGCCGCUACCGAGAUGACACCCAAUACAAGCUCUUCAUUGUUGCCUGUGACCCCCCUCAGAAGAGCGACCCUCCUUAUCAUUUGGUUCCUGUACACUUAGACAAGAUUGUUUAA
Lipotes vexillifer (Yangtze River dolphin) is the source of this 462-nucleotide messenger RNA. RefSeq names its product ribonuclease A family member 6. NCBI's taxonomy places the organism in Eukaryota, Metazoa, Chordata, Mammalia, Artiodactyla, Lipotidae. The transcript has a single exon. The coding region runs from base 1 to 462 and encodes 153 amino acids. Gene Ontology annotation, molecular function: RNA nuclease activity; nucleic acid binding. Gene Ontology annotation, biological process: antimicrobial humoral immune response mediated by antimicrobial peptide; antibacterial humoral response; defense response to Gram-positive bacterium. The record is from RefSeq and is a predicted model, not a curated record.